GCCUGCCUUUAAGGUCAGAAAUGUUGAGUAAAAGCUAUGUGUUUGUCAUGCUCUGGAUGAGUAAAUUCGCAAGUAGGAAAGCACGGUUCUUUGUCUUACUAACGUCAACAUGGAUCUUUUAUGUCAUCAGCGCGAUGCAUCCGGACCUGUACCUGGGUUGCUAUAAAGAUGGGUUUCCAAGAGAUAUUGGCUCCCAUGUCACUAUCUCAGAUCUAACUCCAACGAAAUGCAUCCAAAGGUGCUUACAGCUCGGACAUAUGUUCGUCGGUCUUCAAUAUAGUACUGCCUGCUUCUGCGGCGAUAGCUACGGUAGAUACUACGUACUAACCGAGAGCGACUGCGCCUAUGGUUGUGGGGGAAAUGGUAACCUUAAGUGCGGUGCGGCGAUGAUCAACUCAGUCUACAGAUCCGAAAAAUUGCUUUCUCAAUUCCUGGGCUGUUACAAAGAGGGCACGCCACGUGACCUAUGGGGCGACCAAUCACUGCUCGAUGGAACACUGUCUGCUCCGGAAGUGUGUGUUGAGAGGUGCAAGAAAAGAGGUUUCCACUUCGCAGCUGUUAAGAACUACGCCGUUUGCAGCUGUGGAGUUAGCUUUGGGCGGUACGGGAAAGCAAACCCGAAAGACUGCAACCCGAAGUGCAGUAACGGAGAACAUUGCAGCGCGGCGGAUGCUAACAGUAUCUACAGAACAGAAGCUGAUGUCAAGCCCCUACCACAACCAGCACAUGCCUACAUGUACGCCACAAAGGAAACCGCACAAGAAGGCAAUCUUCCCAUCAUUCGAGACUAUGUGAUCUACACUGAGAAAGAUGUGCCUGAACCAAACACCUGCAUGCAUUAUUGCGAGCUGGUACCUGCCUGCCAAUCAAUCAAUCACGACCCCGUUACCAUGGUGUGCGAAAUGAACAACGUGACGUCAGCAGUCGGGGCCCCAACAACAGCGAGAGAGAGUAUCAAUUAUUGGGAGCCAUUAGCUGUGUCGGUGCAGACAUUCCCAAUGCCAUAAGGGUACUUCUAUUGUAUGAUAAGGACAAUGGAUUGAUAAGAACUUUGGACUUCUGGAUACCCAGCUUCAGAACUCUACAUAUACGUAAUCAAUGUGCAAUUUAAUGGGGGUACUUGCACGCUUUGAAAGUUUAAUAAUAUAAAAGGGUCUGUCACACAAAAAACUUUUAAUUUUACUUUAUUAAAAAAAAAUAUUCCACCGUGCAUGUGCCACUGAACCAAACAAGAAAAGUGUAAUAAUGUUGUAAUGAACUAUCAUAUGAAAUUCGUAGUAAUGCACACGUCACUUAAUUCAUAAUUCGUCACUUAAAAUAAAUAAAUUUUUCUCUCACAAAA
Nematostella vectensis (starlet sea anemone) is the source of this 1342-nucleotide messenger RNA. RefSeq names its product WSC domain-containing protein ARB_07867. The transcript has 6 exons. NCBI's taxonomy places the organism in Eukaryota, Metazoa, Cnidaria, Anthozoa, Actiniaria, Edwardsiidae. Gene Ontology annotation, cellular component: plasma membrane. The coding region runs from base 21 to 1007 and encodes 328 amino acids. The record is from RefSeq and is a predicted model, not a curated record.